AUGGAGCUGGAAAGACUUAUUCUGGAAGAUUGCUCUGACUUAGCAGUUAUCCAUCCAUCAUUUAGUAAUCUGAAGAAGUUGGUUUCUUUGAAUGUGAAGCAGUGCAGUGACCUUCGUGAAUUGCCAGAUUUGGGUCCCAUGAGAGGCUUGAAGGAGCUGCUGAUCGAUCAAACUUCCCUCCCGUACUUGAAGUCUCUCAAAUAUCUCGCUCUAGAUGGGACUGGAAUUGUCACCCUCGGGGAGUCCAUCGGAUCGCUCGAGAAACUGAAGACACUGUCUCUCAAGGACUGCAGGGGGCUAUCCAAUCUUCCAGAUGAUAUAGGGAAGCUCAGGUCACUGCAAUUCUUGGAUUUAUCUAACACUCUGAUUCGAGAGUUACCUCCUUCAGUCAAGAAUUUGAAAGAUAUGAAAGUGCUCAGGAUGAGAGAUACUUCCAUACGGGAGUUUCCUGAAGAUAUACUAAAUCUGGAGAAGCUGGAAGAGAUAGAUUUCACGUCAUGCCGGAGCUUAGCGGGGAAAAUCCCCGACGACAUUGGAAGAUUGUCGUCUUUGGCAAUCCUGAAACUGUCCGACACUCGGAUUUCUGGCCAACUACCUCCAAGUAUUUCCCGCCUCUCUCGUCUCCGAGAAAUCCGCAUCUCCAGGUGCGACAAUCUUCAAAAGGAUGAUUGGUUCCGGACAGAAGAAAUACAGAAGAAAUAG
This is a messenger RNA of Eucalyptus grandis, 702 nucleotides long. Its product is annotated as disease resistance protein RUN1-like. Bases 1 to 702 code for a protein of 233 amino acids. Gene Ontology annotation, molecular function: protein binding. The record is from RefSeq and is a predicted model, not a curated record. Lineage: Eukaryota; Viridiplantae; Streptophyta; Magnoliopsida; Myrtales; Myrtaceae. The transcript has 2 exons.